Molecule: messenger RNA, 1089 nt
Organism: Vespa mandarinia (Asian giant hornet)
Lineage: Eukaryota; Metazoa; Arthropoda; Insecta; Hymenoptera; Vespidae
Source: RefSeq, a predicted model, not a curated record
AAUUGAUAUUUAAUAUUUAACAACAUUCUAAUAAAUUAUUAGAUAUAAAUGUAUUAUUAUUAAAUUUUCUUCAUUUUCUUCAUCAUCUUAAUAUACGUAGCCAACGAAAAUUUAUCGACCAAGCUAUUUUAAUCUUCAUAGUUACGAAAUUAGGGGUUAGUUUCAUCGGCGAGUGUUUUAUUUUCUGACACGUUUUAUUAACGACACAACUUUAAAACGGCAUGGAAUCGAAAAAUAAAACGUCUAGCUUAAAAAAUAAGAUAACCUAUGACCCGUUGGUCAGAACUAAAACCGGAAAAGAAAGUUAUUUGAAAUUACUCCGCGAUACAAAAUUUGACGAUGUCGAUAAAUUAAUGCCAAAAGAUUUGGAAGAUUCUUUAAAAAGGGCAAAAGAAAAUCCGACAGAACCUUUCACUUUUUUAACCAAAAUUCCGAUAGAAGAUACGAUCGAGGGAAGCGCAUUAACGAAAACGAAGAACGAAUCAACGGAGAUAGACAUUAAGUUGGCCAACCUGAUGAAACGUAUAGAAUUAAAUAAAAUUCUGUUAGAAAAAACGAAUCAACGCGUGAGGGAUAUCGAUUAUCUCGUUAAACGAAGCGAAUUGAUUUUACCGAAAAAUCAGAUUUAUGACGAGAAUAUCUACAUGAAAAUAAAGUCGACCGGUAAAAAGGAAUCGACGAAAGUAGAAUCGUCAAUCGAAUAUCCAGAAAUUGAAAAAUUUCGUCGUACCAUGGACGCGACUAAGGAUAUGCUGAAUUACGUAAAGAAAAUUUCUAAAGGUGAAAUGACAUUCGACGAUUUACCUGAGGAACUUCUGAAUCGUAUAAAAUCAUCCAAAGAAAGUAAUGAAGACAUCAAAAUCGAUCAGUUAUAAAUUCCUGACGAACUCAUUCCUGAGAAACUCAUUCUGGUAUGUUCAACUGGAGAAUAUUUGUGUUGGCGAAUAUGAAUUAAUGAUUCUUACCUGCCCAUCCUGUGACCAAGAGGACCAAAUAGAUUAGUUCCAAUUAAAUAACUAAUGCUAGCUGGUAAAAAUGUCGCCCCUUGCUUCCAACGACUGGCACCCAUCGUAUCCAUCAUCCAUAUAG